Messenger RNA from Drosophila grimshawi, 3811 nucleotides. It is a transcript of the gene Cul3, whose product is annotated as cullin-3. Gene Ontology annotation, biological process: ubiquitin-dependent protein catabolic process; protein ubiquitination. The transcript is spliced from 10 exons. Gene Ontology annotation, molecular function: ubiquitin protein ligase binding. Bases 157 to 3144 code for a protein of 995 amino acids. Gene Ontology annotation, cellular component: Cul3-RING ubiquitin ligase complex. The record is from RefSeq and is a predicted model, not a curated record. Lineage: Eukaryota; Metazoa; Arthropoda; Insecta; Diptera; Drosophilidae.
CAAUCUCAACUUAGUUUCGACAAAUUGUUGUUGUUUUCCAACAUACAAAAAAAAACAAAAAAGCACAGUAACGCAGCAGAGCAGAAGGAAACGCUUUGAUGCCGAGCGCAGGCGACGACAUUUCGACGAUUGUGGGACGCUAACGCCACCAAGCGGAUGUCAAUAAGGCCAACAAGCGGCAGCCGCUCCCGUACAUCACCAGCGGACCAACACCAACAAAUUCCCUGUAGUCAACAGGCGGCAGGGCAAGAUCAACAACAACAGCAGCAACAGCCGCCGGAGGAGGAACAGCAACUGGCAAUUUGCCAGGCUCAAUACAUAAUUGGGGAGCACCGAUACAGUUGGGAGCGUGCGCUGGGCUCCCAUCGUGGAGCCUGUGGCGCGCGUGUUCCAGGAUCAUUACAAUCAUCCCAAAUGUACAGUUAUGAUCCAAGGAUUAGUCUCUUUGGUGCUGCCGCAGCGCCGCAUGCAACGCCGUCUAGCAACAGCCAGCCAAUUAAUACCAGCAGCCCGACUCAACCACUAUAUCACUAUUAUCCACAACAAUCAACGUCGCCUCAUUCGCGCAUUGUCGGCGGCUCGAAUAAUUUCAAUCAACGCCCUCGCAGCGCACGCAAUGCCCUUGGGCAGCAGCCGCAGCAGCAUCAUCAUCUGCGCUCUCAGCACUUGAAUGUGCCGCUGAAUGUGGAAGCAACUCAGCCAGUGUCCCGUUUCAGUGCAUGUCCCACGCCCGGCACCUCAGCCAAUGGGCCGCCGCAUCACUGUGAGCAGUCACUAAGGUCGACUUUGUCAGUGGUAUCUGUUGCCGGGCCAGUAAGAUUGCGCGAAAUCGGACGCAAGUAUCCAUUGUGGCUGCCCGAAUAUAAGCGUCGCGCAUUUAAUGCCUCCAUGGAUGAGAAGUAUGUGGAUGACAUUUGGGCCACCUUGAAGAAUGCCAUACAGGAGAUACAAAAGAAGAACAAUUCGGGCCUGUCCUUCGAACAGCUCUAUCGCAAUGCCUACAAUAUGGUGCUGCAUAAGCAUGGCAAUCGCCUGUACAAUGGACUGAGCAACGUCGUCUCGGAGCAUCUGGAGCAGAAGGUGCGACAAGAUGUGCUCGAGAGUUUGAACAGCACAUUUCUGUCCAAACUAAAUCAGGCAUGGACCGAUCAUCAGACCUCAAUGGUCAUGAUACGCGACAUACUCAUGUACAUGGACCGUGUCUAUGUGCACCAACGUGGAUUGGAUAAUGUCUAUAAUUUGGGUCUUAACUUAUUCAGGGAUCAGAUCGUUCGUUUUCCGGAGAUUCAAAAAGCGCUACGGGAUAGACUAUUGGGCAUGGUUAUAGAGGAGCGCAGGGGCGAACCGAUCAAUCACUUGGCAAUCAAGAAUGCCUGCACGAUGCUGAUAACAUUGGGUAUCAAUUCGCGAACCGUUUACGAGGAAGACUUUGAGAAGCCUUUCCUGGCGCAGUCGGCGUCCUUUUACCGAAACGAAUCGCAGAAAUUUCUUGAGGAGAACAACGCUGGCGUUUAUAUCAAGAAAGUGGAGGCACGCAUCACCGAGGAAUCGUCACGUGCGACACUAUAUUUGGACAAGGAUACGGAGCCUCGCAUUGUGCGUGUCGUUGAAGAGGAGCUUAUUAAGAAACACAUGCGUACCAUUGUCGAAAUGGAAAAUUCGGGUGUGGUGCAUAUGAUUAAGAACUCGAAAACCGAGGACUUAGCAUGCACGUAUAAAUUGUUCUCACGUCUAAAGGAUGAGGGCCUCAAAGUGAUAGCGGACACAAUGUCUGCGUAUCUGCGCGAACAGGGCAGCAUGCUGGUCAAGGAAGAGGAGAAUGGCACCACAAAUCCCAUAACAUUUGUGCAAAACUUGCUCGAUCUGAAGGAUAGAUUCGAUCAAUUUCUGCUCCAUUCAUUCAGCAAUGAUCGGCUCUUCAAGAAUGUUAUUUCCGCUGACUUUGAACACUUUCUCAAUCUGAACAACAAAUCACCCGAGUAUCUUUCGCUCUUCAUCGAUGACAAACUGAAAAAAGGUGGCAAGGGUAUGAGUGAGCAGGAAAUUGAAACCAUACUGGAUAAAACGAUGGUCCUCUUCCGCUUCCUACUUGAAAAGGAUGUUUUUGAGCGCUACUACAAAACGCAUUUGGCCAAACGUUUGCUGCUCAACAAAUCAGUAUCAGAUGAUUUUGAAAAGAACAUGAUAUCCAAACUAAAGACUGAAUGUGGCUGUCAAUUUACAUCAAAACUGGAGGGCAUGUUCAAGGAUAUGUCCGUCUCCAAUACGAUUAUGGAUGAGUUUAAGAAUUAUGUAAAUAAUAAUAGUUUCUCAUUGAGCGGCGUGGAGCUUACCGUGCGCAUACUGACCACCGGAUUUUGGCCCACACAGACGGCAACGCCCAAUUGCAACAUACCCUCGGCGCCGCGCGAGGCUUUUGAGGUGUUUAAGAAGUUCUAUCUGGACAAGCACUCGGGUCGGCAGCUGACGUUACAGCCGCAAAUGGGAACUGCGUACAUAAAUGCCGUAUUCUAUGGCCGCAAAGCGAACGACAGCGACAAGGACAAGGAUGGGCCAAGCUCAAGUUCAAGUGGCUGCGCAGUGCCCACCACAACGCGCAAGCAUAUAUUGCAAGUGUCUACCUAUCAGAUGUGCGUUUUGUUGUUGUACAACAAUCGGGAUGUGCUAACCUAUGAUGAUAUACACCAAGAGACGGAUAUACCCGAGCGCGAGCUGGUGCGCGCACUGCAAUCGCUGUCGAUGGGUAAGCCUGCACAGCGGUUGCUUGUGCGCAAUUCCAAGACGAAAACAAAGGAUAUUGAGCCUUCGGACGAGUUUUAUGUGAACGAUGCAUUUGUCUCCAAAUUCCAUAGAGUGAAGAUACAAACUGUUGCUGCCAAGGGCGAAUCGGAGCCGGAACGGAAGGAGACGCGCGGCAAAGUGGAUGAGGACCGCAAGCAUGAAAUUGAAGCGGCCAUUGUACGCAUUAUGAAGGCGCGCAAACGCAUGGCGCAUAAUCUUCUUGUAUCGGACGUAACGUCGCAGUUGAAGUCACGUUUCUUGCCCUCGCCCGUGUUCAUUAAAAAGCGCAUCGAAGGCCUUAUCGAGCGUGAAUAUCUGGCGCGAACGCCGGAGGAUCGUAAGGUGUACAUUUACUUGGCUUAAAUGACGUUCGCAUCCCAUCACUCAUUUAAUCCGUGGGCACCAUACUCAUCAUUUUGCAAUCUCAAGCCAAUCCAAUUUUCAACUUCCACAAUUAUUCGGUUAAAAGAAAAAAGCCAGUUUCAAUUCAGCGCCAAUGCAACAGCAAGCAUUCAAAGUGCAAUCCUAUAUUUUGACCAAGAUGUAACAACAAUUAUAUAACUCAAUAGACAAGCGCGAAAUUUGUAAGCCUGACACGUUAAAAAUUGAACAGUUACUGCUAAUCUACAAAUGAUUGCAUUCUCCGCUCUAUCUCCCCAAUGCCAUUGCUUUCUAUAAAAUAAUUUCGACUAUUCUCUAAAUUCCUUGAAUCUUAUUAUUUCACACUCCUAUUCGUUCUUCACAAUUUUGCUCGGUUUUGAGGCACAAACCAUGCGCCACAAGUUAACAAUUUAGCAACAAUAACAAAAUGUAUAGCAAUAAGUCCACAACACACAUCCACACACACUCACACACAUUUACACGCCCAUGCACAUCCAUACACAUUCAUACCCAAACACACACACAUACACACACUGGAUUGAGAAGCGUAAGCGAAGCAAACGUAAGAAUUAAUGCAUAAUGCAAAACUUAAUUCUAAGCAGCAGUAUAAAUUUUAGCUAAAAUAAUAAAUUUAUAAAUGAAUAAUAAA